Molecule: messenger RNA, 1712 nt
Organism: Phialemonium atrogriseum
Lineage: Eukaryota; Fungi; Ascomycota; Sordariomycetes; Cephalothecales; Cephalothecaceae
Product: acetoacetyl synthase
Exons: 4
Coding region: 79-1497 (472 amino acids)
Molecular function (GO): acetoacetate-CoA ligase activity
Source: RefSeq, a predicted model, not a curated record
GUGCAGGUUGAUCCGAAGCUGCUCUUCUUCGACGAUGCCGCCGUCUACAACGGCAAGAGGAUCGACCUCCGAGUCAAGAUGGCCGAGGUCGUCGACGGGCUGAGAGAGUGCAGCGAGUUCGACGGCGUCGUGGUCCUGCCGCGGUUCCCCGAGCCGCUGGAUAUCUCGGGAGUGGUGCCCCGGUCCGAGACGUGGGACGCGUUCGUCUCCCGCGCGGACGGGCUGCCGGACCCGGGGUUCGUCCGCAUCCCCUUCCACGAGCCGUUCCUCAUCUGCUACUCGUCCGGCACGACGGGCAUGCCCAAGGCCAUCGUGCACUCGGUCGGCGGGGCGCUGAUCAACUACUUCAAGGAGGGCGGGUUGCACGAGGGCAGCGGGCCCGACAGCGUGGCGCUGCAGUACACCACCGUGGGCUGGAUCAUGUACUUUGCCAGCGUCGGCGUGCUCCUGUUUGGCGGCCGCGCCGUCUUGUACGAUGGCUCGCCGUUCCAGCCCGACCCAAAGGUGCUGAUCCGCAUCGCCGAGGAGCAGAGGGUCACCAAGCUGGGCAUCAGCCCGCGGUGGAUGUUCGAGGUGGCCAAGAAUGGCAUCUCGCCUCGCGAGGUGGCCGACCUGUCGAGCCUCCGUAUCGUCACCUGUACCGGCAUGGUCCUCUCGGAUCAGCUGUUCGAGUGGUUCUAUGACAGGGGUUUCCCACCGAAUGUCCACUUGGCUAACAUAUCUGGUGGUACGGACAUUGCUGGCUGCUUCGGCCUCAUGAACCCCCUCACUCCAGUCUACGUUGGCGGGACCCAAGGCCCCUCCCUCGGCAUCCACGUCGCCAUCUACGACUCCCUCCUCCCAGACGGCCCGGGAAAGGAGGUCGAGCACGGAACUCCCGGGGAACUCGUGGCCGUAUCCGCCUUCCCCAACGUCCCCUGCUGCUUCUGGGGCGACAAGACGCCCGUGGCGUGCCGCGGCUCAAAGUACCACUCGGCCUACUUCGCGCGCUUCGACGGCGUCUGGGCGCACGGCGACUUCUGCUGCGUCCACCCGGUCACGGGGAACAUCUACUUCCUCGGCCGCGCUGACGGCGUGCUGAACCCUUCGGGCGUGCGCUUCGGCUCCGCUGAGAUCUACUCGGUUGUCGAGGAGCGGUUCGCGGACCGCGUCGCGGACUCGCUUUGCGUCGGCCAGAGGCGGCCGGGCGACCAUGACGAGAGCGUCAUGCUGUUCUUGCUGAUGAGGCCGGGGCAUAGGUUUGAUCGGAGGCUGGUGAAUGAGGUUAAGGAGGCGAUCAGGAAGGACCUCUCCAAGAGGCACGUGCCCAGAUAUGUCUUUGAGACGCCUGAGAUUCCGACGACGGUCAAUCUGAAGAAGGUCGAAUUGCCCGUGAAGCAGAUAGUCUCGGGGCAGAAGAUCAAGCCCAGUGGGACAUUGGCGAACCCGCGGAGCCUGGAGUAUUACUACCAGUUUGCAAGGGUCGAGGAUCUCAUUGGUGCAAAGGAGAAGCUUUGAAACCAGGUGUUGUUGUAACCCAGUAGAAUGUGCUCUUCACUCGUUCUACCAUAGCAUACAGCAGUGUGGAAAGGGGUUGCCAGCAAAACGGAAAGUGGUACAUGACCGCCUAGCGAUACUGCGUAAGGCAACCCCGGGGAAUAUAAUGGCUAUACGCCAUAAAUCAGCAGAAUAUGGUAUAGGCAACGAAGCAUUGGAGUUAGAGAAAUAAGGAG